This is a messenger RNA of Engraulis encrasicolus (European anchovy), 2944 nucleotides long. Its product is annotated as NACHT, LRR and PYD domains-containing protein 3-like. The transcript has 7 exons. Gene Ontology annotation, molecular function: protein binding. The record is from RefSeq and is a predicted model, not a curated record. NCBI's taxonomy places the organism in Eukaryota, Metazoa, Chordata, Actinopteri, Clupeiformes, Engraulidae. Bases 56 to 2920 code for a protein of 954 amino acids. Gene Ontology annotation, biological process: intracellular signal transduction.
GCUGGAUUCUGGGUCAGUCUAUGGAUGGAUAGGAGGAGUGAAUUGGUGAAAGCAUAUGGACCAGGAGUCAGCAUGUAAUCUGAAGAGAGUGAUAGAAGCCCAUAAAACUAAUCUGAGAAGAGGACUUCAGCAUGUAUCUGAUGGCGGUAUUAAGUCGGCAGCUGAGACACUACACUACGUCCACACAGAGCUCUAUAAUACAGAGGAAGAAGGCAACGAGGCAGAUGAAGAACCUGAAAUUUGGCAGGUGGCGACAGUCUCCAAAGCAAGAACCACUGAAGGUGUACAAAUUAACCCCAAUGACCUCUUCAAUCCCUUAGAUGGACUGGACAAGCAAAUCAGAACUAUAAUCACCAAAGGUGUUGCUGGCAUCGGAAAAACAGUCUCAGUUCAGAAGUUUAUUCUCGACUGGACAAAUGGGGUAGCCAACCAGAAUGUAGAUUUUAUAUUUCCACUCUCUGUCCCCGCACUGACUGCGGUCAGGGAUGAUGUGUAUAGCCUUCACAACCUCUUGCUUGACUUCUAUCCCGAAUUGAAGCAGCUGAGGAAUGGGGAACUGUACGAAGGCUGUCAGGUUUUGUUUAUUUUUGAUGGAUUGGACGAUGGCCUAAUUACUUUUAAUUUCAAGCCCAUUUUGUUGGUAUCAGAUGUGAAACAAAAAACGUCAGUGGAUCUUCUGAUAUCAAGUCUCAUUCAGGGAACUCUUCUUCCCACUGCACAAAUCUGGAUAACCUCACGACCAGCAGCAGUCAGGCAAAUUCCCUCUCAGUGCGUCAGCCAGGUAACAGAAAUACUAGGAUUCAACCCGUCACAGCAAGAAGAGUACCUCAGGAAGAGCAUUACAGAUGAGAGUCAGGCUGACAGAAUAAUCUCCCACAUUAAAGCAUCCUGGAGUCUCCACAUCCUGUGGCACAUUCCAUUCUUCUGUUGGAUUUUAUCCACUGUGCUUCAGGAGAUGCUGAAAGAGGACCACGCCCAAGACCUGCCCCGAACGCUGACUGAGGUUUUCAUACGCUUCUUGCUCACCCAGACAGCUGGGAAAGAUCAAACGUGUCAUAAUGGAACCAAACCAUGCAAAUUUGCGGAAUUUCAGAAACAAAUCACUUGGAGGCUAGCGAGGCUCGCUUUUAAAAAUCUACAGAAAGGCAACCUUGUUUUGUAUGAAGAGGACCUGAGAAGUUUUGGCAUUGAUGUCAGUGAAGCUGCCAUGCACUCUGGUGUGUGUAACAAAAUCUUCCUAGAAGAAUUUGUGUUUCAGCAGAGGAAGGUCUACUGCUUUGUGCAUCUGUGCAUCCAGCAGUUUCUGGCAGCGCUUCAUAUUUUCGCCUGCUACAGCGAUCAGAUGGCCUUGGAGCCCAUUUCCUGCCUCAAAGGUUCACUGAAGCGUGCGGUGAAAACAGUUCUUAAAAGCAGGAAUGGACAUUUUAGUUUAUUCCUUCACUUACUGUUGGGGAUCUGUUUAGAGGACAAUCAGAGACUUUUAAAAGGUCUUCUAAAAUCCACACAUAACACCUCAGAGAGCAUUAAGGAGGUGUGUCGGUACAUUAAGCAGCUCAACAAAGAAUAUCUUUCUUCUGAAAAAUACAUCAGUGUUUUGCAUUCCUUAUUUGAAGUGAAUGAUGAUUCUAUAUAUGAAGAAAGCCAGCAGUAUCUAAAAUCAUCAAAUGGCGUCAAAGACGAGUUGUCACCUGCUCACUGUUCAGCAAUGGGCCACAUGCUUAUCAUGACUGAUAAGGUGCUUGAUGAGUUUGACCUGAAAACCUACAACACAUCAGAUGAGGGGCGCAGGAGGCUGCUGCUGGCUCUGAGCUGCUCCAGAACAGCACGACUCUGUGGAUGCAAGCUGAACAGAAUGGCAUGUGAAACCGUGAGGAAGUGUCUGCAGUCUCCAAACUAUUUGGUACUGCUGGAUCUGAGUCACAGCGGUCUUGGAGACUCUGGAGUUCAGCUGCUUGCUGCAGGGCUAACUAACCCCCACUGCAAACUGCAGAUCUUGAGCCUUGUCGACUGUGAACUCAGCCAUGAAUCCUGUAAAAUUCUGGCCUCUAUGCUACUGUCAGUGACCUUCCUUAAGGAGCUGGACCUGAGUCACAAUGACAUCCAAGACUCUGGAGUCCAGCAUCUGUCAAAGGAACUGGCCAGUCUCAACUGUAAACUGCAAGUACUAAGGUUGUCUGGUUGCCUCAUCUCAGAGCAAGGCUGCACAUUUCUGGCUACAGCUUUGACCUCAAAUCCGUCUCAUCUGAAAGAGCUUCAUCUGAACUAUAAUCAUCCUGGAGAGUCAGGCCGGAAGCUGCUAUCUACUCUCGGCAACAACAAACUAGAGACACUUGUUAUGGAUCACUGUGAAAAUACCAGACUGAGAAGAGGUGUCCGAAAAUACACCCGUGACCUGACAGUGAACGAAAACUCGGCACACAAAAUGGUCUCUUACGCAGCCAAAGAAAUCACAUCCUUUGACCAGGAACAGCCAUAUCCUGACCACCCAGAGAGAUUUGACUGGUGGCUUCAGUGGUUGUGUAACGAGAGUAACACUGGACGCUGCUACUGGGAGGUAGAGUGGAGUGGGGUUGGGGUUUAUAUAGCUGUGGUGUAUAACAGUAUGGAAAGAAAAGGGGAGAGCGGUAACAGCAUGCUUGGGAAGAACAGCAAGUCCUGGAGUCUCUACUGCUCUCAAGACAAAGACUCGCACAGUUACUCCGCUUGGCACAACGAUAAGGAAAUCGUCUUGCCAGUGUUUCCCUCCUGUUCUACAAGAGUAGGGGUGUACCUCGACUGGCCUGCUGGCAUUCUGUCCUUUUACAGCGUCUCCUCUGACACCCUUGCCCAUCUGCACACGUUCAACGCCACAUUCACUGAGCCUCUAUACCCUGGGUUUGGGAUUUUUCCUAAAUCUACAGUGCGUCUGUGCCAGAUCUGAACUACAAUUCGGUAGCUAGUGCCU